GAGAACCUGCCGCUCCGGAGGGACGGGGCUGCAGGCAGCCAGCCCAGCGGCGGAGCUGCGGGCACAUGCCGGGCUUGGAGAGUCGGAGGCGGGAGUUCCCCGCAGCUCUGUCGGACCCGCUGCCGAGCCGUCCCCUGCGGGAGCAUCCGCGAGACUGCGGAGGGGAGAGGCGCUCACCUCUGGCUCCGCUCCCGGAGUGCGCCGAGCCGAGAGCGAGCGGACCGCGGGUCCACAUCAUGGGGGAUGUGAAACUGGUGACAUCUACUCGAGUGUCCAAAACCUCCCUGACGCUCAGCCCCUCGGUUCCUGCUGAAGCACCAGCAUUCACUCUGCCUCCUCGGAAUAUCCGAGUGCAACUGGGAGCCACAGCAAGAUUUGAGGGGAAGGUCAGAGGCUACCCUGAGCCACAGAUCACGUGGUACAGAAAUGGACACCCUCUCCCAGAAGGAGACCAUUAUGUGGUGGACCACAGCAUUCGGGGGAUAUUCAGCUUGGUAAUCAAAGGUGUGCAGGAAGGUGAUAGUGGUAAAUACACCUGUGAGGCUGCAAACGAUGGUGGGGUUCGUCAAGUGACUGUGGAAUUGACUGUGGAAGGAAACUCCUUGAAGAAAUACAGCCUACCGUCCAGUGCCAAAACCCCUGGGGGAAGACUUACUGUUCCACCUGUGGAGCUUAGGCCAAGCAUCUGGGGAGAGAGUCCACCAAAGUUUGCUACAAAACCCAAUAGAGUUGUUGUGCGUGAAGGCCAAACAGGCAAAUUCUCAUGUAAAAUAACAGGACGACCUCAGCCUCAAGUAACUUGGUCUAAGGGUGAUAUUCAUUUGCAGCAAAAUGAGCGUUUCAACAUGUUUGAGAAAACAGGAAUCCACUACCUGGAAAUCCAAAAUGUUCAACUUGCCGAUGCAGGAGUUUACACAUGCAUGGUGGUAAACAGUGCAGGGAAGGCAUCUGUGUCUGCAGAGCUCACAGUUCAAGGUCCAGAUAAGACUGACACCCACGCUCAGCCAAUAUGCAUGCCAUCAAAACCAACAACACUUGCUACUAAAGCUAUUGAAAACUCAGAUUUCAAACAGGCAACUAGCAAUGGGAUUGCUAAAGAGCUAAAAUCUAGCAGCACUGAACUCAUGGUUGAAACCAAAGACAGGGUAUCAGCAAAGAAAGAGACCUUUUACAUCUCCAGAGAAGCCAAAGAUGUUAAGCAGGGACAGAACCAAGAAGUCAAUGCAGUACCUCUUCAAGAAUCUAGAGGAACCAAGGCACCUCAGCUCUUACAGAAAACUUCAAGCACCAUCACACUACAAGCCGUCAAAGUGCAACCAGAACCAAAGGCAGAACCCCAGACUACUUUCAUCAGACAGGCUGAAGACAGGAAAAGGACUGUGCAGCCCCUGAUGACAACUCAAGAAAACCCAUCUGUGACUGGACAAGUAAGUCCAAGGAGUAGAGAAGCAGAAAACAGAGCUGGAGCCCGGAAGUCUGUAAAGGAGGAAAAAAGAGAGCCUUUGGGAAUGCCUCCCCAGUUUGAGAGCUGCCCACAGAACCUGGAAGCAUCAGAAGGACAGGAGAUUAAAUUCAAGAGCAAAGUUUCAGGGAAACCAAAACCGGAUGUGGAGUGGUUCAAAGAGGGUGCACGUAUUAAAACUGGAGAAGGUGUUCAAAUUUAUGAAGAAGAUGGAACUCAUUGCUUAUGGUUAAAGAAAGCCUGCCUGGGAGACAGUGGAUCUUACAGCUGUGCAGCUUUCAACCCCAGAGGCCAAACUUCCACCAGCUGGUUGUUAACUGUCAAAAGGUCUAAAGUUGAAGAGGUCGCUCCAUGCUUUUCCAGUGUCUUGAAAGGAUGCACUGUGAGUGAAGGGCAAGACUUUGUGCUGCAAUGCUGUGUAGGAGGUGUACCUGUGCCUGAGAUCACAUGGCUUCUCAAUGAACAACCAAUUCAGUAUGCCCAUUCCACUUUCGAAGCUGGAGUUGCAAAAUUGACUGUCCAAGAUGCCUUGCCAGAAGAUGAUGGCAUUUAUACAUGUCUGGCUGAAAACAACACAGGACGGGCGUCAUGCAGUGCUCAGGUCACAGUCAAAGAAAAGAAGAGCAGUAAGAAGGCAGAAAAUGCACAGGCUGUCAAAUUAAACAAGACUUUUGCACCCAUCUUCCUUAAAGGACUGACUGACCUCAAAGUAAUGGAUGGAAGUCAAGUGAUAAUGACUGUGGAAGUAUCAGCUAACCCAUGUCCUGAAAUUAUCUGGCUGCACAAUGGCAAAGAAAUCCAGGAGACAGAAGAUUUUCACUUUGAGAAGAAAGGCAAUGAAUACAGUCUGUAUAUCCAGGAAGUAUUUCCUGAAGACACAGGCAAAUACACCUGUGAAGCCUGGAAUGAAUUAGGAGAAACACAAACACAGGCUACAUUGACAGUGCAAGAACCUCAGGAUGGCAUCCAGCCCUGGUUCAUUAGCAAACCGAGAUCAGUGACAGCAGCUGCUGGGCAAAAUGUCCUUAUAUCUUGUGCCAUUGCUGGAGAUCCUUUCCCCACCGUUCACUGGUUUAAAGAUGGGCAAGAAAUAACACCAGGAACAGGCUGUGAAAUCCUGCAAAAUGAAGAUAUCUUCACACUGAUCUUGAGGAAUGUACAGUCUCAUCACACAGGGCAAUAUGAAAUUCAGCUCAGGAACCAAGUUGGAGAAUGCAGCUGCCAGGUGUCUCUGAUGCUGCGAGAGAGUUCAGCUUCCAGAGCAGAAAUGCGCAGAGAUGGGAGGGAAUCAGCCAGCUCUGGAGAGAGAAGAGAUGGUGGAAAUCAUGGUGCACUAACAUUUGGUAGAACAAGUGGCUUCAAAAAGAGCAGCGGUGAAACCAGAGCAGCUGAGGAAGAGCAGGAAGACGUCCGAGGUGUACUGAAGAGGCGAGUGGAAACUCGGGAACAUACAGAGGAGAGCCUGAGGCAGCAGGAAGCUGAACAGCUUGAUUUCCGUGACAUUUUAGGCAAGAAAGUCAGCACCAAAAGUUUUUCUGAGGAGGAUCUGAAAGAAAUCCCAGCCGAGCAAAUGGACUUCCGAGCAAACCUGCAGCGGCAGGUCAAACCCAAGACCUUGUCAGAGGAAGAAAGGAAAGUUCAUGCUCCCCAGCAGGUGGACUUCCGCUCUGUGCUGGCCAAGAAAGGCACCCCAAAAACCCCACUGCCAGAGAAGGCGCCACCUCCUAAACCAGCAGUUACAGAUUUCAGAUCUGUGCUGGGCGCAAAGAAGAAGCCCCCUGCAGAGAAUGGCAGCGCUGGCACCCCAGCACCAAAUGCCCGUGCCGGUUCUGAAGCACAGAAUGCCACCCCCAAUUCUGAAGCACCUGCUCCCAAACCAGUAGUGAAAAAAGAAGAGAAGAAUGACAGGAAAUGUGAACAUGGGUGUGCAGUGGUGGAUGGAGGGAUAAUUGGGAAAAAAGCUGAAAACAAACCAGCAGCAAGCAAACCAACACCACCACAAAGCAAAGGAACAGCACCAUCCUUUACAGAGAAGCUUCAGGAUGCUAAAGUAGCAGAUGGUGAAAAAUUGGUCUUACAGUGUCGAAUUUCUUCUGAUCCCCCUGCAUCUGUCACCUGGAGUCUAGACAGCAAAGUCAUCAAAUCAUCCAAGUCCAUUGUCAUCUCCCAAGAAGGGACACUGUGUUCACUAACCAUUGAGAAGGUCAUGCCUGAAGAUGGGGGAGAAUACAAAUGCAUAGCAGAGAAUGCAGCAGGAAAAGCAGAAUGUGUUUGCAAAGUGCUUGUGGAAGAUGCCUCAUCCACAAAGGCCGCAAAGGUUGCUGAGAAAAAGACCAAGAAGCCUAAGACCACACUUCCCCCUGUGCUGUCAACAGAAAGCAGUGAAGCAACAGUGAAGAAGAAACCAGCUCCAAAGACUCCUCCAAAAGCAGCUACUCCCCCUCAGAUUACUCAGUUCCCAGAAGACAGAAAAGUCCGUGCUGGUGAAUCAGUGGAAUUGUUUGCCAAAGUGGUAGGAACAGCACCCAUAACUUGCACCUGGAUGAAAUUCCGUAAGCAGAUUCAAGAAAAUGAAUAUAUCAAAAUUGAGAAUGCUGAAAACAGCAGCAAGCUAACAAUAUCAUCGACAAAGCAGGAACACUGCGGAUGUUACACGCUAGUUGUAGAAAACAAACUUGGCAGCAGACAAGCACAAGUCAACCUUACAGUUGUUGAUAAACCAGACCCGCCUGCUGGAACACCUUGUGCAUCAGACAUACGGAGUUCCUCCCUCACUCUUUCAUGGUACGGCUCCUCUUACGAUGGUGGAAGCGCGGUGCAGUCCUACACUGUGGAGAUCUGGAACUCAGUGGAUAACAAAUGGACAGACCUCACUACCUGCCGCAGCACGUCUUUCAACGUGCAGGACCUGCAGGCUGACCGGGAGUAUAAAUUCCGUGUGCGAGCUGCUAACGUGUACGGCAUCAGCGAGCCCAGUCAGGAAUCUGAGGUGGUAAAAGUUGGAGAGAAACAAGAAGAAGAACUUAAAGAGGAGGAAGCAGAGCUAUCUGACGAUGAAGGGAAAGAAACAGAGGUCAACUAUCGGACAGUUACUAUCAACACCGAACAGAAGGUUUCAGAUGUCUAUAAUAUUGAAGAAAGACUGGGAUCGGGGAAAUUUGGACAAGUCUUUAGGCUUGUUGAAAAGAAGACUGGAAAAGUGUGGGCAGGAAAAUUUUUCAAAGCAUAUUCUGCAAAGGAAAAAGAAAACAUAAGGGAUGAAAUCAGCAUCAUGAACUGUCUACAUCACCCAAAGCUCGUGCAAUGCGUAGAUGCCUUUGAAGAAAAAGCCAACAUCGUUAUGGUAUUGGAAAUGGUUUCAGGAGGAGAACUCUUUGAACGAAUCAUUGAUGAAGACUUUGAACUGACAGAGAGAGAAUGCAUUAAAUAUAUGAGACAGAUUUCAGCAGGAGUUGAGUACAUCCAUAAGCAGGGUAUUGUCCAUUUGGAUUUGAAGCCAGAAAAUAUUAUGUGUGUCAACAAGACUGGUACAAGUAUCAAACUCAUUGACUUCGGACUUGCAAGAAGAUUAGAAAGUGCAGGUUCUCUCAAAGUUCUCUUUGGGACACCUGAGUUUGUGGCUCCAGAAGUUAUAAACUAUGAACCUAUUGGAUACGAAACAGAUAUGUGGAGUAUAGGAGUCAUCUGCUACAUCCUCAGCAUGGACCAACCUCAUGGACAUAUUUUAAAGAACAGUUGGCUGCAGCUCCUGGUUACACAUUGUGGUACUUGGUGCAGUCUUUAUGUUGACAACAUGUCAUUAUGCACUUCAGUGGGUUUAGAGAAAUGUCUGUGGAAAUAACACCUCCCAGGUCUCAUGCCUAGAACAGCAAUCAAUCUUCUUCCUACUGUGACUUUGCAAAUGUGAUGCUACAUAAAUGAAUGAGAUGAAACUCAGUCUGGAGUGUGGUUGUUUUUCCCUCACUGCAGUUUCAAUAGCAAGUAAGUAGAAGAUCUUCUUUUCACUUGUUUUCUUACCAGGCUUCUGUCAGUAACUUGCUUUCUUUUCUGGAAGAACCCUCUUCUCCCUGCCUGGCCUUUUCCCCUCAUCUCUGCUCAUUCUUACUUGUCAGCCUUGUUCUCAUACCCUCCUCAUUUCCAGACUAAGCAACAUCAUUUUCUUCCUCAUCCUGUGCAAAAGCUACUGCAUUAUUUCUCUUACUCCCAGCCAAGAUUGAAUACUUCUGUUAUCUUCUGUUGCAUAUGUGAAGUGUGCUGUACUCUUCAAGGUCACUUUGCUCUGCCAGUUUGUUUACAGGACCUUCAUUUUCCAUUUAGUACCAGCAUUUUUUUUCUGGAUCUUGAAAGCUCAUUUGGAUCAUCCCGUAGUUCAAAUAAUUUAGACCACACAAGCUGUACUCAGAAGACAAAUCCAUUUAUUUCUCUAACUUCUGAGGUCUCCUGUGUUACUGAGCACGGGAAGAGUGGUGUGGAGAUCUCAAACUGCCUGUGCAGCAACGAAAAAAUCACCAGUGAAAUCGAUGCUGCAUUGCCCUCUAGAGGCCUUUUGCACGUUAAGAAACAAACUAUUCAAAUAAGACACACAUAUUUGAGGUUUCUAACCGAAGUAUACGAUGAGUUUUUGUGUGGUUGAAAUAUCAGCAGGCUAUUUCUUUUGAGAAAUGUCAGGCAUGCGUGGCAAAAGUUGGCAAUGGCAGUUGUGUGUGUUCCCAAGGGAAACCAAGCCAAGGCUUCUGCUCCCAUACAGUGCACACUGGUCAUGUCGUCAGCAUCAUAGGGCGAAGGGAACAGGUGAAACAAUUGUGAAAUGUCUUGCCAAAGAUCAGUCUGCUGGCAGGGGCAGAAAUGCUUCUUCCCAGUUCCUCUGUGCCAUCAGAAGUGAAGAAAUUUGUAUGCUGGUGGGAUUGGAGAGGUGUUGCAUCUGAUCUGAUAUGCCUUGUGAAAUAUUUCACGAAAUAACUUGUCUGUAAAGAUGUCUUUAAGCUCAUUUAAAUCCUCAUGAGGGUAAACUUACAUUACCCAAAUGCAAUGAAAAUCUCCUUUUUCAUGCGUAAACUAUUGCCACAAUAACGAUCAGCAGUACUAAUCAGCAUUUGUCUUUCUUGCCAUAAGAAACAAAGUAAUAGUGGUUGGGGAGAGCUGUGAGGAGCUGAGUCAUCACUUGGACUUUCCCUCCCCACCCGGAGGGACAGGCUCCCAGUCUGUCUUCACUUCCUUAAAGCUCAGCUAUUUUUGCCGUCUUUCAACUCAGAGCCAUUAUCCAAAAGGGACCAUCACAUCAUCAUUACAGAAUGCAAAUAAAAGUCAUUGAGAAUUGGAUCUCUCAUUAAUUGUAACUCUGCUUUCCUGUUUUGAUUGCAUGCUCAGAACUGCCAAAUCUCAUGUAUGAACUCUAAGACUCGCUCACGUGGUGUCUGCCUCCCGUACCAUCGCUGUGCUCGUACCUCAGCAUUUGUGCCCUCUCUUGCUGAUGUGGUGAGUCAGAUCAUGAAAGAAGAGUUGAGCACUGCAGUGGCACUGGACAUAAGCACAAGGCUGCUCCAGACAGCUGAUGGCCCAGAGCUGCUGUGCCCAGCACAUGCUUCAAGUGAAGUUGCAGGGAACGCUGAGAGACUUGCCAGCAUCUCUUUCAUGAUAGGAUUUGGGACAGUUGAGAGGGAGGCAACCUGCCUAGAGAGAAACAUGCUUCCAGUAUGCCCUGCACAACCAACAAACAGCCAAGGUGCAGCAGAGCUUAAGAGCUACUUAAGAGAUCUCUGUGGGUGAAGGGUCUUCCCUACAGAAUAAUUAUUAGGUGGGAUGUUUCCUCAAGUAAGAAACAGGGUGAAGUCAUUCCGCCAAAACCCUUCAGGUAAACCUCUCUCCUGCCAUACAGACAGAAGUACAGGUAUUGCACUCUGCUGCAUAUCUCCCUUACAGCAUGAUUUACUUAAUUCCAUCCUACAGCUCACGAGUAUCCUUUCCACAUUUCUAAGCCACAAACUAAAUCCUUUUAAUCUUUUUGGAUAACUGAUUCAGUCCCAUCUCUUCAUCACUCUCUAUUCUUCCUUAAAUUUCCCUGUUUGUAUUCUCCACCUCAUGCUUUUUAUCUUCCACUUUUAUCUUGCUCUCUGUCCUGUUCUGCAUCACAGUACUGUUCCACAUACUUAAGUUGAUCUAUUGCCUUUGAAGUAACAGGCCACAAAUAUUAUAGCUUGUGUAUAUCAUCUCCAUUUAUGUCUAUUUCAGUGUUUCUUUUUGCGUUUGCUGUAACCUUUAUCUAAUGAAGGUUAAAACCUCCUGAAUUCUUUCCAGCUCUUUCUGUCCAAUUUAGUCCAGGCAGAAAUACUUGUUUGUGACUUUUCUAUUUCCAGUUCUUUCCAGUGAUCCAUUUGGAUAGCCAGUGCUUCUAAUAUUUAUUAAUCUGAAACAAUUUCUAAAUUUUAUUUUUUUCUACCCAGAUUUCAACCAAAGAUCUCAGCUCUGUGUUCACACUGACAGAAGAUAGCACUUUUCCUUCUGUCACCUUGGAAUCUAACUAAUACAAGUUCAUUGUCUGCCUAGCGAUACAUAUCCUGAUUCUUCAGACAUUCCCUUUCAUUUUCAUUUACUGUCUAAUUCAUCGCUGCUCCUUUUCCUCCGUCGUUCAGCAGUUAGGUCAGUUGAAAGACAUUUUAGCAUCCUUCAUCUUUUGAGUGUGCAUACUCAGGGCUUCGGCGCCUUUGCUGUCUUGCACUUGGCUCUAUACUAUAUUAAAAAUUUAAGACUUGUUAAUAUAAAGAUAAGAGAGCAUUCUUUUUUUCUUCAACAAAGCAAGCUAAGAGGCCUUUAAUGCCAAGUCUAACGCUCAAAAGAAAAUGAAUUAUUUGGUCAGCAGCACUGGCAAAGUGUGAUUCCACACUAAUCCACUGAGCAUGUAAAACAAGGAUGCCAGAGUACUGGCAUGGCUUCAGCAAUGAGCUGUGUUCCUUUACGUGGGCAUCAGUUGUCCAUUUCUUCCUUGCAAUCACCAGUGUAGGAGUGAGUCAGCCCUGCUCUAAGGAAGUGGUUGUUUAGUACAGCGGAUGCACAUCUCCAACAAAUGAAUCUAUUGUAAGCUUUAUUUGUAAAAGCAUUCAACUACUCCAUGAUCUCCAGGGUGCAGCCAUUAUCACCUCUGCAUAAAUGGGCUUAUGUGGCAUAACCUGCCACAAGGCAGAGGUAACUCUUCAUACUGAAAAUUGUUACUUUUUUCACUGUUACUGCAGUGCAAAAACUGUAGGCAGGAGCUCGGUGUCAGAACAAAUCAGUUGCUGUUGGAAACUCUUCUUGCAGAGUAAUGCUCAGAGCACCAUUUUACGAGACAUGCGGCAAGCCCAUCUUUCCUGGGUUGGAGACAGUUCUGGCACAAAGGCUCCCAAGUGAAAAGCUGUGGUUCUGUUACGUAGGCACUGGUGACUGGGGACCACAUUGGACCCUUCUGAUCUUGGCAUUUCUAUAUGUGCAGUCAGAGUUUCAUUAGAACAGGCAAAUAAACGCUAAGGGUUGCCUUGAGAAUAAAAUAUCUUUCUUCUUUAUUUAGAAGUGGAAACCGUGAAAGACUUUCUAAACAAAUGGUUCCAACAUGCCAGGAAGAUGCCUGCUUAAGUAGCUGGAAAAAUGUUUUCAGUAAACAUCUUGCUUCUUGUCUAAGAGUAGCUUCACAGUGUAAGCUCAGUAUUAAUUUUCUGGAGAGGUAGCUCAUCUUUAUCACUUAGCUUCAGCAUUCCAAAAGGAAAUUGUUUCCAUAAUCUGUCAAAAGAGUUGCUCAGCCAUUAUUACUUUAAAUGGCUAUUAAGAAAUGAACAACCAAGACUUAGGUCAGUGAGAUCUGUGAUAAAGAAAAGAAUUUCUGAGUAUAACUUGCAUAAGUUUCUGGGCUGGUUUUCCUUUUGCUUUCUGACUAUACACAAGGAUCCAGUUCUUCUUACAGGUAUUUUCAUGACAAAGCAACUGAUUCACAAUGUAAAACUGUGGUGGACUGACAAGGUUAUUUUCAGCUUAUAAAUUUACAACAGCACACUCAGAAAUGCAAAAAUAUGUUCACUGAAGCCUUUGAAGAGGCACUGUUACAGUGGUGUUUGGAAAUGGCAGAUUAAUGGGUACCAGUCAGGUAAUUAAACAAAUGCAUGGAGUGGUUUGAUCCUAUGAAAGCAGAUAAGAUUAUAGCAGAUAAUCCUGUUGUGCAAUUCUUCUUUAAAAAAAUAAAUAAAUAAAAUAAAAUAAAGCCAACUAAAGCAACCCAACUAUUUUUUACCACUCUAAUCUCCUCCUAUUUAUCCCUCAUCUGUCAAAAUCUGUGUGUGACAUGCCGUCCCUUUGCCCAGAAAGCUACAUGUCUCUCCAGACCCCGCACCUGCAAUAUCAGUGUGGAGCAAUGGGCACCAUCUGUAGGAGUCCCUGCAGCAUGGGAGUGAUCUCUCAAUAAGCAGCUUUAACCUCUGGACAUGGGCCAAACUAUUAUUACAGCACAAGAGCUGCAUAAUACUAUUUGUGGUAAUACUAUGCAAAGGUCACAUUUGCUAUCCUUCGACAAAGUGGGAUUGUUUUUGCUCUGGCUACCCAAGUGUUUCCUCUGGAAGUUUAGCAGCAUGAAGAGCAUCUCCUAAAUUGAUGGUGAAUUAAAUAAAUAUUUCACAGAGCUUUCGUUAGUAUAAAAUGUGAGCCUUUUGGUAAGCUACUGAAUUGGUUGAGAGACUACUGUGCUUGCUAUAUAGUCACAAAAGAGACAACUUAGAAAUCAGACCUGUAAGAACGGUGAUACGGAUGAGAGCUUUUCACCUCCUAAAACAUUACAGAAAGAGAAUAUUUGUUGUUGUUAAUAGGAAAGUGCUUAAAUAUUGUAGUGGGGGUAGCUGUAAGGCUCUGCAGGAGGGCUUUGUGAAUUCUAGGAAGGAGUUUUUGCAUCAGCAACGCACCUGCCCACGGCUGCUGAUGUGCAUGAGGGCAGAGCAGAGUCCCUCAUUCUGUGGUGGCUGCAGCAGCUCUGCAGUGCUGUCAGGUAUAACAUGUGUCGCUUCCAGUAAACUGUGUCAAAGUCAGAGAACGGUUACAGUAAAGUAGGUUGUUUUAUUGGAGUACUUUUGUGUGUGUGUAUUAAUCUUUCUGCUUUCUGCAAUUCGUGCCUAUGAUAUGUGCAUAAAUGUAUGCCACCUUAUACAGUUAUAAAGGCAGGCUUCACUGUUGUAUUUGAAUGCACCCUAGAUACUGAAAAAUAAAACAGAAGAUGCCUUCUGAUGUGAUUUACCUUCUGCCUGAGAAGAAAGCAACCUUUUAUCUUCAUCCUCAUGUAUUAUUACUAGCAAAUUUCUGAGGUAUACGUGCAGGAUUCUGCACUCUGCUGCACUGCACACAACUUCCAGAAAUGGUAAAAGAUUUCAUAUCUGCCCUGCCUGCAACUUCAAAGAAUGCAUCUUUCUGCUUGGCGUAGGGAAGUGAAAUCCUUAGGAAAAAAAUCUGGAUGAGAUUUUGAAUGUAAUUAGUAACAAAAGAGUAGCAAAACAGCUUAGCAGGGGAUUAUACUAACAUUAUUCAUCUAGUCGCUAACUUUAUUUGUUCCCAAUCUCCUUUCUUACCAAUCUCUUCUGUAAUAUUCAGAAGCAUCACAUAUAAUAUUUCCAGAACCCUAAUAAUGCCCACUUAAUAUUCCAAAUUAAAAAAAAUAUAUUACUAUUGAAAUGUAUUGAUUGUUUAAGAGAACAGUUAACAUGGUUGUGCAGAGAAAGGAAAUAAAGUCCACAAAAUGUGACUGAGAAUAGGUUAUCGGGCAGAUUGCAUGCCAGGAUGGAGACAUGGGCAACUGUCCAACUUGCAGUUUCAAGGAAUAAACCAGCCUUUCGUCUGAAGGUGUUCACUGACAGGCUGAUCUAGACAGAUAUCAGAAGAAUCUGGCUGCACAAAGGUACAGUAUAAUGAACGACACAGCUCAGCUACAGAAACAUACACUGCAGAAAUGAGACCGUGAUGUUCUGUAAUUGCCUUUCACUUGCCAUUUAUCAGUUAUACUGAGUUAAAAGCCUGGAAAGCUCAACUUAUGCUAUAAAAGAGUAUGAUCUCCAUUUCAAGCACCAUCAUGACUGAUUGAGAACGUAAAGACCAAACUACUUCUGGAUGCAUCUGCACAGCUUUACAGCCUGCUGUGAAGUAGGUCUGUUUUAUCUGGCAAUAUAAGUCGGGGAGAGAGAGGUGUGUGAUUGUGUUUACAAAGUAGUCCUGGGAAUAUCAUUAUUUCAUGCUGCACCUUUCUUCCCAGGCCCUCUCUACAGAAGUAAAUGGAAUAAAAUGUACAAAACACUUGGUUUGAUGCUAAAGGUAGGAAAGGCACUGUGAGUGCACACACGCACACAAAAGCUACCAACUGACUUUGGUGUGAAGAUGGCAAUAUUAUUUAUGCAGAAUGACACAAGUCAUUUCAGUCUCCAUUUUCAUCUUGUGCUGCUUCGCUCCUCAGAAGUCUUGGGAAGUGAGAAAGAAAGAGCAAAAUCAUUCCUCUCAGCUUUGCAGUAGAAAAUUAGGUCCCUUCCCCAUACCUGUAUCCCCAAUUGUAGUUAACUUUGAGUCUUUUUUUUUUUUUUUUUGUAGUAAGCUUUGACUGACACAGACCUGCAGGACAUAGGGGAUGUCGCACACUAAUUGAAUUCCGUUCGCAAACUGACGCUGUUUGCCUUGUGUCCGUCUGUCUGUUCUA
Messenger RNA from Lagopus muta (rock ptarmigan), 12146 nucleotides. It is a transcript of the gene MYLK, whose product is annotated as myosin light chain kinase. Lineage: Eukaryota; Metazoa; Chordata; Aves; Galliformes; Phasianidae. Gene Ontology annotation, biological process: tonic smooth muscle contraction; protein phosphorylation. The coding region runs from base 66 to 5303 and encodes 1745 amino acids. Gene Ontology annotation, molecular function: myosin light chain kinase activity; ATP binding; protein binding. Gene Ontology annotation, cellular component: cleavage furrow; cytoplasm; lamellipodium. The record is from RefSeq and is a predicted model, not a curated record. The transcript has 28 exons.